AAACAUUUCAUUCCUAACCUAUAUAAAAUUUGCAAACAAGUAUUGAACCAACUAAAUGUCACGUGGUUGAAGGCACGUUAAAUACACCAUAAUUUAAAAAAAAAGAAAAAAGCAAACAAGUAUUGAAUGUAAUUAAACACAUUUUGAUAUCUGCGAGAAGAAUGAGUUUCCGCAAAACCAAGAAAAUUAUAGAAGAGGGAGAUGUUGUUAUCUUGUACUUAAGUCCAAACAAGAUGCAUUCUCUGGAAGUCAAAGCAAAAAUUUCUAACAAAAAGGACGAGAUUGUGGAUAAUGUGUUUCAGACCACAUAUGGCGCAUUGAAAGUUAUUUCUCUUAUCGGACAAAAGUAUGGUUCAAAAGUGAAAUUGACUCGUGGUUGGGCAUAUGUAUUACAGCCAACGCCAGAACUUUGGACGUUGACACUGCCGCAUAGAACGCAAAUUAUCUAUAGUCCAGAUAUAAGUCUCAUUAUACAUUUAAUGGAACUGAAACCUGGAAGUGUAAUUAUCGAAACAGGUACUGGCAGUGGCUCUCUAUCUCAUUCACUUAUCCGAACAAUACGUCCAAAUGGUCAUUUGUACACUUUCGAUUUUCAUGAACAACGCGUAUUUAUUGCCAGUGCAGAAUUUGAAAGACAUGGUUUAAGCAAUUAUGUAACUUUGAGAAAAAGAGAUAUUUGCUUAGAAGGAUUUGGAGAAGACCUGAAGCACAAGGUUGACGCAGUCUUUUUAGACCUUCCACAUCCAUGGUUAGCUAUAGAACAUGCUACUAUUGCUUUGAAAGAAAAAGGUGGAAAACUCUGCUCUUUUUCUCCUUGCAUCGAGCAAGCUCAGCGUACUUGUGCAAAACUGAUCUGUGAAGGAUUCAUAGAAUUAAAUACAUAUGAAUGUUUGCAAAGAGAAAUGAACGUUCAAUAUAGAUCUUUAUCAGUGCUGGAUUUGGAAUGUCUAAAAUACAAGCACACGAAUGAGGAUAUGGCACGAAAGAAUAAAAAGAAGCAAGAAGAAAAACUCCUUACAGCUAUUCACACCGAAUCAUUACCUGGUCACACAGGUUUUGUUACAAUCGCCACUCUUCCCCCUUGUUAUGCGCGCAAACAAGAAAAAAGAGAAUCGAGUUAACAGUGUGGAGAUCAAGAUUAAAAUCAGACGAACGAAAGACUGAAAAGUAGAAAACACUAAACCCUGUGCACCCUAGAACACACCUUCCUACAUAAGCUUAGCACAAGCUCACAGGUCGAUGAAAAAGGCAGCAGGUUAGCUGUGUCUUUCCGUCGUAGGACACAUUGAUGGGCCUUUAUCUUUGAUGUGACACAUCUACGAACAAUUGUAUGAACGGACCUUUUAUUUUGUUGUUUCAUAUUUUUCUUGCAUGAGAUUUUCAGACUGUAUUUGUCGUGAACUUAUUAAAAUAGAUUGUUUAGCUGUACGAGCUGACAUUGAUUGUACAAAACGUUACUCAGAGUGUAUGACAUAUAGAGAUAAUCUAUGUUA
Molecule: messenger RNA, 1493 nt
Organism: Linepithema humile (Argentine ant)
Lineage: Eukaryota; Metazoa; Arthropoda; Insecta; Hymenoptera; Formicidae
Gene: Trmt61
Product: tRNA methyltransferase 61
Biological process (GO): tRNA methylation
Cellular component (GO): nucleus; tRNA (m1A) methyltransferase complex
Molecular function (GO): tRNA (adenine(58)-N1)-methyltransferase activity
Source: RefSeq, a predicted model, not a curated record